Molecule: messenger RNA, 819 nt
Organism: Penicillium pulvis
Lineage: Eukaryota; Fungi; Ascomycota; Eurotiomycetes; Eurotiales; Aspergillaceae
Product: sulfotransferase family protein
Exons: 1
Coding region: 1-819 (272 amino acids)
Source: RefSeq, a predicted model, not a curated record
AUGUCAUUCAAACCAUUCGCAGAGGGCCCAGCCCGCCCAAAACAAGUGGUAUCCCUUGGAUUCUACCGCACAGGCUCCCACUCCCUCAAAGAAGCUCUGACAAUCCUGGGCUACCUUGACGUCUUCCACUCCUCCGCUAUUGCCAACGACCCCGCAAAAUGGGUAGGAUUAAAUCGAGCAGCAGAUGACAAUAUCCCCUGCCUCCCAACAUACACAGGACGAACCUGGUCACGGGACGACUGGAACCAAUACUUCGGUCCCAGCGAAGCCCUCACAGACGUAACACCCUUCGCCGAACCACUACUAAAAGCAUUCCCCGAAGCACGGGUAAUACUCGUCCAUCGUGACUUUGAAUCAUGGAUGAAAAGUUUCCAGGAAACGCUGAUCUUGCCCGCUUCAGAAGGGUUUCUGGCGUGGUUGAGCGGGAAUGUGAUGGAGCCUUUUCUGGGGUUACAGAUUACUCGGACGGCAUGGAAGAUGUAUAUGGGGUUGCUGGGGGUUUGUCGGAUGGAUAAGACCCGGGAUCGGGCGAUUAUGUGGGCGGCUUAUCAGCGGCAUUAUGAUUAUGUGCGUUGUAAGGUUCCUGCAGAAUGUUUGUUGGAAAUCAAGUUGGAGGAAAUGGAUUGGGAGCCUCUUUGUGCUUUCUUGGGGAAAGAUGUGCCGGACCAGCCAUUUCCACGCUUGAAUGAGUCGAGGAUUUUUAGUGGGAAGUUGCGUCAGUUGCAUGUUAUGACAUUGAAGGCUGGGCUUUUGAAGACUUUGGGUCCUGCUUUUGGUCUGGGUGUUAUCGUGGCCUGCAUGUGGUGGAAAUGGCCGUGA